Cucurbitaria berberidis CBS 394.84 is the source of this 3697-nucleotide messenger RNA. RefSeq lists its product as uncharacterized. Bases 199 to 3549 code for a protein of 1116 amino acids. The record is from RefSeq and is a predicted model, not a curated record. The transcript has 5 exons. Lineage: Eukaryota; Fungi; Ascomycota; Dothideomycetes; Pleosporales; Cucurbitariaceae. Gene Ontology annotation, molecular function: metal ion binding.
CACAACUACAACUACAACUAGAAAUUCAAAUUGCCAAGACGUGUGUAAUUCACAUCGAGUAUCAGGCGCCUCUGCGCGCAAAGCCGCCAGCGUGUCCGCCAGCACACGCAUGCUCUACGCUAGACCAAUCAAAUCCUCGAACCCAACGUUAGCCCACUUCAGAUAUCAUUAGCUAGCGUUGAAGCCGCCUCUAAACAGAUGGCGGGCUAUGAUGGCGACCAUGGUGAAGAUUACGAUACUGAUGAGGUCUCCCUCACCCCGACCGUGAAGAGUACACUGGCGGUGUCUUACCCCGUCGAUGAAAUCCUGUCCGAAGGUUGGACCAAGGAAGAGGAUGGGAGCGAGAAAAUAGAGUACUUGGUCCGCUGGGAAGGUACAUGGGAGCCCACAGAACAUCUCGCAGGGACUGACUCUAUUUCACUGUGGGAGCAGAAAAAGCGAGAGAUGGGUGACAGUGAAGCCGAACGGCAUAUGAACAAAAACGAAAAGGAGUACUACAAGGCGAAAGACCGUGCUGACGCAGCCAAGGCACGCAGGGAAGCGAAACGUGACAAGAAAAAAAGGCACAUAGAGAAUUUGAACAAGCAAGGAAAGCCUCUUGCUGUCGUAAAUGAUGCUGGGACUACCGAAGAUGUCUCACCUAGAUUACGAGAGUGGGUCCGCGAACAGCAAUCAGCGUCUCCCAGAACCGCCCUCGCCACCAGAGAAGCCGUUGACAACAGUCAGCUCAAUAGCCUGUUCGUGGAUAGCCUGAACCUACACUCUGCGGGCGCAACGCCUCCUCCAGGACAACCCGAGGGAAACCUGCCCGUUAGGCAGCCACCAGGCGGUCGAAAGGCUCCUUUGGAACAAUCAGAAUCUUCUUCAUCAGAAGAGAAAAUAUAUGAAGACGGGGAGAUUUCAGAUGAUUCUCUCAUGAGGGAGCUAAGAAGAAAGAAAGCAAAAGAGGAAAAACGCAAGACGACUGGCGGAGCCUUGCGACGCAGUGAGCGUCGGACACCGCAAAAUAUAGCUCGGUCACCCAAGAGUCCGGUUCAGACCACUACAUCCGCUCCGAGUUCAAAAAUAACAACGAGGCAGAUUGCGCUCAAAGUAAAACGUAAUGACGAACAACGGAGGAGUUCACAAGGCUCUACCCUUUCGGCUAAUCGAGACCAAGGAGGUUCAUCAACAGUGCAGAAAGGUACUGAUCUUGGGCAAAAGGACUUGCGACAAUCUCCUUUGGCUACGCGUGCCUCGUCUUCGACUACUCAAGCCAUUGCUAAGAGGACAGUGUCGGGAAGCAAACCGUCAGGUGGAAUAAGAAUUGUAAAUGAGCCCAAGACUCACCAACGCGCUCCAUGGCAAAAUGGCAAAAACCUGUACAAUAAGAUUAAGUUUCGAGGCAUUGCUGAGAGAAGGGCCCGCACAGAGGGUACUCCCGACCCUGGAGCCCUUGACAUCGUCAAUCCUCCAAUAGGUUUCGUCAACCCGAAACCCCAGCCGCUAAACGACAGCCCCUAUAGCCGUCGCGAGACCGGCACUCGCCGCAUCCAGGAUGAUGAAUCGGACGACACUGUAAGGCGAGGGUCACUCGACGCUAUCAGGCCUUUAGAGAGUUGGGAAGCUGAAAAAGUUCCCUUGGUCUGCCCUCAUUGGAGACUCAGCAACAAUUGUCUACAUGGUCCUCGGAAAUGCCAUUUCCUGCAUCGAAACCAGGAUGCACUUGGCCGCGACUAUCCUGUGGGCGACGUAAGCGGCGUGAUACCUCCUAAGCACCGCAAACCACCACUCACGUGCAUUUUCUGGCUUAGAAAUAAGGUAGGUUGUAAGAAACAAGAUUGGGAGUGCAUAUUUGCCCAUAAGAACACAGGAUGGAUUCAGGGUCGUGACGAACCUCUUCAGAUUGACCCUAACGAGAUUCAUGAAAAAGAGAAAGACGCGCGGCGCCCUUUUGAAUCUGAGACCGUCACGAAUGAUAAGAGACGAAAGAAGCCAUCUGAACUCACCUGUUAUUUUUGGGCCAAAGGCCAGUGUCGUAACUCUUCAGAUGAAUGUGCUUAUCAGCAUUGCCACACUGGUGUCCUUUCCGUUGCGCCAGGUUCUGGGCCCCGUCGAUUGUGGGCCAAUGGCGACAAUUGUCCUUCAACUGCAGAUGAGAGCGCAUUCAAUCAUCACUAUCCUGGAAUCAAUUCGGAUCAGCUCGACAAUGAACCUAAAUCUGCUACCUCCCCACCGCAUUCAAGGUUCUCAAACCCUCAGUUGGGAACCAAACCCCGUCUAGAGCCUGUUUUAGUAGCUGACGCCGAGAUGGAAGAUGUCGGACAGCCGAACGUUGAACACAAUGAGAUAUGCCAAUCCCCACAAACCCUCAACGAGCAGUCGCCACCACCACUGGUUGAACAGCCACCGGCGCGAAUGAUAUGCUUACAGAUGAAAGAGAAGAUUGAACAAGCUUGCAAACUUGAUUUCGCCGACAUGUUCGCGAGUAAUGAUGGCGACGGAGUCUUGGUAGACCGGAGAGCCUUCCUUGUAUACCAUCCCAAGGAGCAUUCAGAAGAACUUGAUCUUAUUACGCGAUGGCUGCUAAUGCAUCACGUCGAGGUUGGCAAUGCCUGGUAUGAUGGGUCCUGGGACAACUUCAAGCAGCAGAUCUUGGAAGGAGGAUCGGGCGUUAUCAUCGCACACCCUGAUUUCGAGUACUUUACAGAAUUACCAGAGUUUGGUCAAGUUCUUCGAAAGCAAGUGCGCCUUUGGUCUAUUGGCUUGCAAGAAGGCAUCGAGUAUGACGCUGCUUUGUCAGAUUUACCACCCGCAAUCCGAUAUGACUGUAUCGAGAUCUUUCCGCUGGGUGGUUUUAUCUACAUCACGGACGAUGUUUUUGAGAAGAAGCCCCAAGUGGCUUUGAAGAUUGUAAAGUCUUUCUUCGCGAAAAUCGACAAGCUUCGGCAAGUGGCAGGUCCUGUAUCUCCGUGGCAUGAGUUGGAUGAUGUCGGCCUACUUUGGCGUCUCUGCGUGCGUCCGGAGUUGAUGGAGUAUCUGCUACAAUAUUGUGAGGACCACGUGAAGGAGCUAGAAGAGGGUGAUGCAUGUAUGCAGAGUCGCGCCGAGCUUUACAAGAUCCUUUCUGAAACAAACUACAUCGAGCAGGACGACCCCAGCGCUCCCCUCAGCCUUAUACCAGAUGGGUAUCCCAUACUCUCCGAGCGCCGCGUCAUUGCAGAAGAACAACCCGUCGACUACUUCAACACCCUCGCGCGCAGCCAAGAAGACGCAAACUUACACAUGAUCCGCUACUAUGCUGGCUUGCAAGUGGAUAUGCGCCGCGAUUACCGCCACUUCUUUGUCGUGCAUACUGAGCCUGCGGCAAGGUGUGCACAGCAGUGGAAGCAGGAGAUACAGACUGUGGCCGAGGUCAUCACGCCGGAAAUGUGCGUCGAGGUGCUCGACAAAGAAGAUGGAGCAGGAUUGGUUGAUUUCUAUGAGAAAUAUAUGGCGGAGUAUCAGGUCAAGGAUUGGAAGGCGCUCGAGGUAGCCGCCGUCGAGGGUGUGCAAAACAUUGCGGGCUAGGAGUCGGUACGGUUCUUGCAGACAACAGUCCGCUCCUGAGGCGUCUACGGGAGGAUGAGUACACUCUAUGCCGUUUUCUGCGGUAUGACUUAUGAUGGCGAUCUGGAGUAUAGGUGACUGCUAGUAUACCCACGUGCAAUUUAACGAG